CAUACGUUGAUGAAAGCAAUAUUGUUUGGCUUACUAAUAGCUGUGUCUUUAGCUAACUUUUCAGGAACAGAUGUUCAAGAACUUACUUAAGAUGAUUUUAAGGGCAAAGUUUAAGAUUAAAAAACCUUUUGGGUUAUAGUGGAAUAUUCUUAAUUGAAUUAAGAAUAAAGAACAUAGGUGUCUUUAGCUGCUGAAGCAUUGAAAGGAAUGAUUAAUGUAGGAGCAGUUUAAAAUGGAGAGAAUACAACAUUAAGAGUAUAUUCAAAUGGAUAAGCAAUUGAAUAUCCAGGAGAAUGGGAAGCCUAAGAAAUUGUUAAUUUUGCUUUUGAUUAAGUGAGAGAUGUAUGAUACAUAUAUAAUAAUAAUUAGUUUGCCUUCAAAAGAGUAGGUAAAGUACCAAAGAAAUAAGGAGAGAAAACUCCAGAGCCAUAAAUAGAUGAAAGUGAUGUUAUAGUAUUGACAGAUGAUAAUCUUGAUGAAACAAUUCUUAAUAGUAAAGAAGCAUGGUUUGUUGAAUUUUAUGCUCCUUGGUGUGGUCAUUGGUAUUUAUAUACAAAUAAUAUCAUUAUAGUAAAAAAUUGGCACCAGAAUGGGCUAAAUUAGCAACAUCUCUUAAAGGUGAAAUUAAAGUAGCUAAGAUUGAUGCAAGUGUUGAAGGAUCAAAGGCUAAAACUAAAUAUAAGGUAGAAGGAUUUCCAACAAUCAGAUUCUUUGGAGCAGGAGAAAAAGUAGAUGGUGAUUUUGAAAGUUUUGAUGGAGCUAGAGAUUAUAAUACUCUACUUAGUUAUGCUCGAGAAACUAAUAGAAGAUUAAAACCUCUUUUCUUUGAAUAAUUAGUCAAUCAAUAAUAAUUUACAGAUAAUUGUAUGAAAUCAAAUGGAUUAUGUAUCUUAUUAUUUGUUCCACACAUUUAUGAUUGUGAUUAAGAAUGUAGAGAUGCAUAUUUGAAUACAUAUAGAGAAACUGUUAAACCAUUAAAAUCUAAACCUUUAGUUCAUUUCUGGUCAUAAGCAGGAGAUUAAUAUGAAUUAGAAGAAUAAUUUGGAAUGUCAGGUGCUGGGUAAAAUAUUUUAUUUUAACUUUUUAUAGAUAUCCUUCAGUUUUGGCUUUAAGUCCUAAGAAAUAAUUGUUUUCAAAGAUGAGAGGUUCUUUAACUUCAGCCAAUGUAGAUAGAUUCUUAAAUAACCUUUUAAGUGGUAAAGAAUAAGUUUCCAGAUUUGGAUCAGUUGUACCUAUAGAAGAAGUUAAAAAUUGAUAUAUAUAAUAAUUUUAAAUGU
This is a messenger RNA of Paramecium sonneborni, 1277 nucleotides long. Lineage: Eukaryota; Ciliophora; Oligohymenophorea; Peniculida; Parameciidae. The record is from the annotation of a GenBank genome assembly.